AUGAUGGAGGUGGCGUCGACGCCGCGCAAAGGCUCUUGGGGCAAUGCGUCGUCGUGGAUGGGGCUCCUCCGCCACCUCGUGCGUGAAGAGUACGGCACGUUCAAGCUCUCGCCCGUCACGACCAACAUCACCGAGACACCGAUCGAGCGCAUCUUGGUGUACCUCCAAGACGCCCGCGAGCAGUUUAUUGGCAUCGGCUUCAUCCUCGCUCUCUACGGCCUCUGGCGCUUUGACCCGGCCGACAUGGAACGCCGCGAGACUGACGCUGCGCCGAUCGAGGCUGCGCUCGGGAGCGCGCCAGAGCAAAAGGCGCUCGACGACUUGCUCUUGCUGUGCCUCUUGCACUACGUCGUGUGCUUCCACGCGCUCUCGAACCUGCCGCUGUACCUCCCGCUACCGCGCGCGAUCCACAGCCGGUUUUGGAUGCAACCGAAUCUGGUGAUCGCCAUCUUCCUCGGGCUCGGGCUCGCUCGCAUGCACGCAAGUCUCAACGCCAAAGUGUUUCGUGUCCUCGCCAGGGCCGGCGCGGUCGUCUCGGCGCUCGGACUGAUCUACAUGCAGCUCAGCGCCCAGUACCCGACGGCCAACCACGCCAAGAAAGGAAAUGUCAUUGCCGCAUACGGCCACGCGCUCCUUGAUACGCUGCCACCCAACGCGAUCCUGCUCUCGUACACGGACAUCAACUGGAACAGCGUCCGGUACCUUCAAGAGUGCGAGAAGAAGCGGCCGGACGUCAUGCACCUCAACUUUCAGCUCAUGCCGUACCAUUGGUUCCAGCGCCAGCACGCGCUGUACCCCGGCGUCACGUUCCCGCAGCUGCUGCAAGGCGUGUCCACCGAGCGCGGCAGCAAGGGCUUUGAGCAGCUCAUGCGCCGCUUUGUGAUGCAGAACAUGUACACGUUCCCAACCUCCAUGUACCUCGACCUCCAUGCAGUGAACGAAUCGGCGCUCGGCAAAGACGGCUACUACAACGGAUUUUACGUCACGCCGCACGGCAUGCUGUGGAAGAUCCACGAGCAGAAAAAGAUGCCCUCGAUCUCGAAAUGGAACAAGGACGUCAAGCAAGUGUGGAAGAUGUACAAUACGACGUUUCCCUUGGCCAACGCGGCGCAGUACCCGUCCGGGUCGUGGGAGUUUGUCGCGCGCAAGAUCUACUACGACGGGCUCUACCAGCGUGCGCUCCACCACCUCCAGCACUGGGUCGAAACGUCCGCCAAGCUCGGGAAAGACACGACCUUUGACGAGAUCGACGACUAUCUCUUUGGCAUGCGCGACAUUGUCCAUGCGCUCGACGGCAUCUACCACAUCGCAAUGCCGAUUUACUGCAUUUCGUACCCGAAAAAAGACAUUGUCAAGAACCUCGCGCUGAGCUACAUGCGGUACCAUGGCGCGCUCGCGAUCGCAGACCGCCAGCCGGACCGUGACCUGCCCAUCUCCAAGCAGCUCCUCUCGGACAUCCAAGACGAGGCGCUUCGCAUGUGCAAGGAGUUUAUCGAGAUCAACCCCAAGGACAAGGACAUUGAGACAUUCCAAAAGUACGUCGAGUCGAUCGAGUCGCCGCCCGAGCCCGCGCCAAAGCCCAAGAAGCUCAAGAAGAAGCUCAAGAAGAAGCCGCGGUCCGAGAUCACCGAAGAAGAGCUUUAGGCAGUUGAAACACCGACUACGUAUCUUGCAACAAGAGUGCUUGGAGAAGG
This is a messenger RNA of Saprolegnia parasitica CBS 223.65, 1694 nucleotides long. RefSeq lists its product as hypothetical. The coding region runs from base 1 to 1644 and encodes 547 amino acids. The transcript has 11 exons. The record is from RefSeq and is a predicted model, not a curated record. Lineage: Eukaryota; Oomycota; Saprolegniomycetes; Saprolegniales; Saprolegniaceae.